This is a messenger RNA of Annulohypoxylon truncatum, 7273 nucleotides long. Its product is annotated as BcPKS19, polyketide synthase. The transcript is spliced from 3 exons. The coding region runs from base 1 to 6981 and encodes 2326 amino acids. Gene Ontology annotation, molecular function: fatty acid synthase activity; hydrolase activity; phosphopantetheine binding. Lineage: Eukaryota; Fungi; Ascomycota; Sordariomycetes; Xylariales; Hypoxylaceae. Gene Ontology annotation, biological process: secondary metabolite biosynthetic process; fatty acid biosynthetic process. The record is from RefSeq and is a predicted model, not a curated record.
AUGACACACUCCAAGCCCUUCCCCUCGCUAUUAGUCUUUGGGCCCCAGGCUGGGUUCCCGUCACAGGAAGUCCUAGAAGACUUGCGUCAGGAGCUCAUUGGCAACCCUCAGUUAUCCGCCCUCGCCAGUGCAGCGGCAGAACUCCCCCAAUUUUGGGAGACCCUUGUAGAAUUCGAUGACAGUCUACAGCUGCUGCCUGGCCCCAAGUACCUUAAUGAACUCAAGCAGUGGGUCAAGGAAGGCGGCCCCUUUCCCAAUCACAAUAUCUCACCAAACCUCUAUGCUUUACCAGCCACUAUCCUUCUCCAGAUCAGCCAGUACGCGCGCUACCUUAGACAACUUGGUAAUGGCUCUCAUCAUCAGGUCCUUGAAAGCGUCAGCGCUGCAGGAGUCCAAGGAUUCUGUGUUGGCUUCAUCAGUGCUACUAUCGUGGCUAGUUCGAAAACUGAAGCUGAUAUUGGUCCCAUUGCUGCCGCAGGGCUUCGUCUUGCCCUGUGCAUAGGAGCAUAUGUUGACUUGGAUCAAAUCAACGAAUAUAUUGACGGGUUUGCAUGUGUCGCGAUCCGUUGGAGGGAAGGCAAUGCUGAAGAGAAAGCCAAGAUCGAUACCAUCAUACAAUCAUAUCCUGAGUCUUAUGGCCCAUUAUCAACUAAUGGCCUUCCGAACGGAUCAAAGCCGUUUGAUGAAUAUCCUUCUCAUUCCAUCGCCAUCGUCGGCAUGUCUGGCAGAUUCCCUGACGCGGACUCACUCGACGAGCUCUGGGAACUGAUACUCGAAGGUAAAUCAACGGCCAAGCCCGCGCCUGUUGAGCGACUCCAACUACCACAGACAGGGGAUUACGCAAACACAAAGUGGUGGGGAAAUUUCCUUCGAGAUCCAGAAGCUUUCGACCACCGCUUCUUCAAGAAGUCAUCCCGAGAGGCCGUUGCUUGGGAUCCACAACAGAGAAUCCUUCUCGAGGUCGUAUACGAGGCAUUAGAAUCGGCAGGUUAUUUCAGGCCGUCGCCUGAGACGGAGACUGAUGACUAUGGCUGUUACAUGGGGGCGGUCAUGAACAAUUAUUACGACAACAUUUCUUGUCAUCCAGCCACCGCAUAUGCCACACUUGGAACUUCGAGAUGCUUCAUAAGCGGUUGCAUGAGCCAUUAUUUCGGGUGGACCGGUCCAUCACUGACGAUCGAUACCGCCUGCUCAUCGUCGCUCGUGGCCAUCAACACAGCCUGUCGGGCCAUAUGGUCCGGCGAAUGUUCUCGAGCUGUCGCCGGUGGUACCAACGUGAUCUGCAGUCCAUUCGAUUACCAAAAUUUACACGCAGCCGGAUUUCUCAGUCCAACUGGGCAAUGCAAACCAUUUGACGCUGGCGCCGAUGGGUAUUGCCGAGGCGAAGGUGUCGGGGUAGUAGUUCUCAAACGGCUUUCUGAUGCCAUCAAAGAGAAUGACAACAUCCUUGGUGUUAUCGUCGGAUCCGCAGCGAAUCAGAAUCAUAACGAAAGCCACAUCACAGUGCCACACUCGGGUUCGCAGGUUGACUUGUAUCAGAAAGUGAUGCAGCUCGGUAAUGUGAGACCAGAGUCCGUAUCGUAUGUCGAGACACACGGAACCGGAACCGGUGUUGGAGAUCCAGUUGAGGUCCGCAGUGUCCGGGAUGCCUUCGGUGGGCCUCAUAGAGAUUCUAUCCUCCACUUUGCUUCCAUUAAGGGGAACAUUGGCCACACGGAAGCUACGGCCGGUGUCGCAGGUCUGAUCAAAGUCCUCCUCAUGAUGAAGCAUGGAAAGAUACCCCAACAAGCCAGCCAUAAGACGAUAAACCCUAAGAUUCCACCGUUCGAUCAAUAUCAAAUGGCUAUACCCAAGAGUACUCUACCUUGGGAUCCCCCGACACGUCUAGCGUUGGUAAACAGCUACGGUGCGGCUGGCAGCAACUCGGCUGUGAUGAUCCGUGAGUGGCAAUCGCCAGAUAUUACCACCGCACCAGUACAACUAUCGAGAUAUCCACUCUUCCUCUCCGCUGGAUCCACCAACAGCCUCUCCAUGUAUAGCAAGAAGUUACUCGGUUGGCUGAAAGAAGCCAAGACCGGGAAUGAUAAUCUCCUAGCGUCGCUUACAUUCAAUCUCGCUGAUCGCGCAAACCACACUCUACCGUACAAUCUUUCAACAUCCGUAUCCAGCAUUCAGGAUCUCGAGUCGAAGCUUGAAGCCGCAUCGUCCGGCUCUGGCAUAAAUACGGCCGACAGCCCCAAGCCUGUGGUUCUUGUAUUCGGGGGCCAAGAGAGCGAGUUUGUUGGCCUAUCUCGAGACAUAUACGAGUCUUCCAAAGUGUUCCGUAAUCAUCUCGAUCGUUGCGAUGAAAUUCUAGUCUCUAGGGGACUGGAGAGCCUGUACCCAGCCAUAUUCAGUCAAGAACCCAUAGAGAGCCUUACCCUAUUGCAUUCUGCUCUUUUUGCUGUUCAAUAUGCGUCCGCCAAGGCGUGGAUGGAUUGCGGCCUGAAGGUCGGCGGAGUAAUUGGGCAUAGUUUUGGCCAGCUGACUGCGUUUUGUGUUGCUGGUUCGCUCUCUCUCCACGAUGCAUUGACGUUGGUGGUAGGGAGGGCGUCUCUGAUGCAAAAGUACUGGGGUCCUGAACAGGGGUCCAUGAUAUUUUUGCAGGCAGACCGCGCAACUGUAGACCAAGUUCUUCAGUUGCAGAAGGCUCAGAACAGCGACUUCUAUGCUGAGAUCGCAUGUUAUAACGGACCAAAGAGCCAUGUGGUGGUUGGCUCUUCCGACGCAGUCAAUUCCUUGGAGCAGUACAUUGCUAAUACACCAUCCCUUCGCGAUUCAGUACGCACCAAAAGACUAAAGGUCACGCAUGGUUUCCACUCCAAAUUCACCGAGCCCAUGCUAUCUCAUCUCACGGCUCUGUCUAAGCAGUUAGAUUGGAGACGUCCCACUUUGCACCUUGAAACCUGCACUGAUGUUGAAAGCAUCACCGAGCCUGACUUCAGUAUCGUAUCGGCGCAUACGAGAUUCCCUGUGUUCUUCCAACAAGCCGUCGAGAGACUCACCAAGAGAUUCUCUCAGAUCACCUGGCUCGAGGCCGGGCGUGGCUCUUCGGUGAUUCAACUCACCAAGGGUUCAGUGCCAAAUUCACAAGGACACACAUUCGUGUCACCACAGCUCGCUUCUUCCAAUGGACAAGGGUCUCUCACCGACGUGACCACUGAUCUCUGGAAAUCAGGGUACGAUGUGCAGUACUGGGCUUUCCACCGGAGUCAAAAGUCAGCAUACGAAAACCUGAGCCUGCCGCCGUAUCAAUUCGAGAAGACAAGACAUUGGCUUCCAUAUAUAGGCAGAGCACCUCAGGAGGAAGUGAAAAGAGAAGCAGUGGUGGAAGAGACACAUGAACUUCUCUCUUUCAUACGAUUCAGUGACAAAUCCGAAAAGGAAGCGUUAUUUAAAAUUGAUCCUCAUUCCGAUCGUUUCCAGGCUAUGCUCGGUGGUCACGUCAUGGCUGAUCAGGCACUUGCCCCGGCCUCUCUCUACUUCGAGGUGGUGGCUCGCGCAGCCUUAUUCCUUCAGAAGGAUACUGACGGAAAGGAAUAUGUGCCUACCGUGGACGACCUAUUUAUGAAAGCUCCAAUCGGCCAUGAUACCUCGACGGAGAUCACGCUCAUAUUAAGGCGUCUGGAAAAAGCGCAUCCGUCAUGGUCAUUUUCCAUCACUACCAAGUCUAGCACGCGUCAAAAUGCAGGGCCACAGGAACAAACUACCGGGCAAGUAUCUCUCAAGAAGCGUAGUGAUGCGCAAGCAGCCCGCGAAUUCAAGCGAUUCGAAUCGUUACUAGGUCGACGUCGAUAUCAGGAGAUCAUGAACCAUCCCGAUGCCGAGAAGAUGAGAGGAAACCACAUUUAUCGUGCUUUUAGCACUGUUGUCCACUACGGCGAAGCGUUCAGCGGCAUAAAGGAGGUUGCCUGUGUACGACAUGAAGCCGCUGGGAAGGUAAUUAUUACUCCGGACGUGGCGGCUCCAGCGGACCAGCGCCUCUGCGAUACUCCCAUGACCGACAGCUUCAUGCAAUUUGCAGGGUUCCUGGUAAAUUAUUUCAACAAUCCGAGUCUCGAAGACGUCUUCGUCUGCAUGAAAAUCGAUCACAUCGAGAUGGGUGGAAACUUCAAUCCCGACGCGAAAGAGUGGAUACUUUGCUCCAACAUGAGUGAGGGUGGCGAGACUGACAUAUCGUCGGAUGUUUACGUCUUCGAGGCUGGAACUGGGAAUAUGGUCAUGGCGACUUUUGGUCUCCGCUUCUCAAAAAUGCCCCAGGCCCUACUUGCAAAGAUAUUGAAGAAUGUCAACCAACCAGGGGCCUCAAGCGCGAAAGCUCAUAAGCCAGCGACCCAGACUGUCGAAAAGGAGGGCCCUGUCGUCUCGGGCUUGCCAUCCACAUCGGCUCCAAAGCCGGCAAGUAAGCGACAGGAAGUCCUUCAAAUCUUAUCAGACAUUACGGACUUUCCGCUCGAAGAGCUUAAUGGGGAUUCCACACUAGACGAUCUCGGAAUCGACUCGCUGAUGGCAACCGAAGUUCUUAACGACAUUCGGUCGAUCUUAGGUCUAACGAUUGAUCUGACCACCUUCUUAUUCUUCCCCAACAUCCAAGCUCUCGUGACUCAUGUCGACGACAAUCUAGGAGUAGGUAGUGACGAUGGCAACCUAGAUACGCCACCUUCCCCAUCUGUAGAUCAUGAUACAGAUGAUGUAGGUGGUCCCAAGGAAGUUGAAGUCGUUGCACCAGAGCCUACGGAAAAUGUCAAUCGGCCUACCAUCAUUUCUGCCUUCAACGCUUUUGAGGAGGCGAGGCUUGGAUACGAUCAACUCGCAGAGGUUACCAAAGCUGUCGGUUUCUGGUCUGAAGCCUACCCGUCACAAGCCAGACUUGUACUGGCCUAUGUGAGAGAGGCAUUCGCCAAACUCGGGUGUGACUUGACCAAGAUUCAGCCAGGCGACCCUGUCCCUCAGAUUAAAGCGCUAGACAAGCACAAACAGCUGGUGCAACAAUUCUACCGUGUUCUUGAGGACGGAAAACUUAUUUCGUCGACGAACCGAGGUUUCGUUCGAAGUGAUACUCCUGUUGACGAAACCCCUGCUGAAUCCAUCUAUCAGCAGCUCAUUGGUCUUCAUCCUCAGCACGACGAUGUCAAUAAAUUAGUUAGAGCAGUUGGAUCUCAGAUGGCUGCAUGCUUGACUGGUGAACAAGAUGGUUUACAGAUUGUUUUCGGGAAUAGAGAAACGAAAAAGACGUUGGAGGCCAUGUAUGAAUUCUGGCCUCUCCUCCGAACACCCACUCUUGUCCUUGGCGAUUUCUUGCUAAAAGCCUUGACCAACACCACCGGCGGCGGAAAAGUUCGCAUCCUCGAAGUAGGCGCCGGGACUGGUGGGACAACUCGGUACAUCGUCAACCAUCUCAGGAAUCACGGCAUUCCUUUUGAAUAUGUCUUCACGGACAUCUCGUCCUCACUCGUAGCGGCGGCGAAAAAACAGUUCAAAGGUGUUGACGGCAUGUCCUUCGAAAUUCUCGAUAUCGAGAAGCCAGUCAAACCGGAAUACGAGGAAGCGUUCCACUGCAUCAUCGCGACUAACUGCAUCCACGCAACAAGAAAUCUUGACCUAUCCCUCUCUCAUCUACGCAAGAUGAUUCGCGAAGACGGAGCGUUGACCCUAGUUGAAAUCACGCAGAAUAUGUUCUGGCUCGACAUUGUGGUCGGCCUUUUCGAAGGCUGGUGGUUAUUUGAAGACGGUCGCACGCACGCUUUGAUCGACGAAAGGCGCUGGGAGCGUAUUAUGAAAAAGGCAGGAUUUGCCGAGGUCCUAUGGUCGGAUGGUGAUACGCCUGAGUCCAAAACAGUACGCGUUAUUGGGGCGUUUCCACGCGGAGACCCAGCUCAGGUCAAUGGCGUGGUGCCAUUAAAGAAGGCCCCGAAAGCCUCUUUAGAGACGGUCGUCUAUAAGAAGAUAGGGAACCAAGAGAUUCACGCCGAUAUAUACUAUCCUUUAGAAGGGGAGUAUCCAAAUAAGAUUCCUGUCGCUUUGAUGAUUCACGGCGGCAGUCAUAUCAUCUUCUCCAGGAAAGACAUUCGACCGGCUCAGACUCGUCUCCUACUCGAGAUGGGUUUCCUACCGGUGAGCUUAGAUCAUCGGCUUUGUCCCGAGGUGAGCCUUUCCGAGGGGCCGAUGGUGGAUGUCUGCGACGCCCUCGACUGGGCUCGUCAUACAUUGCCAAACAUCAAGUCUCGCCGGCCGGGAUUGGAGAUCGACGGUGAAAGGGUUGUAGUGGUUGGAUGGUCAUCUGGAGGGCAGCUCGCCAUGUCACUGGCGUGGACAGCCCCUCAAAGAGGGCUACGGCCUCCGGAAGCUAUCCUCGCAUUCUACUGUCCCACCCACUACGAGGACGAAUGGUGGAGACACCCGAUCCAGCCCAUCGGCGCGGAAGACAAGGGUUUCGAGUACAACAUACUCGACGCUAUCCAAGACGAGCCCAUAACCAACUACGGCGUGGUCGGCGCGUGGGAGCCGCUUUCCGAUCCUCGCAUCCUGACAGACCCUCGGUGUCGCAUCGUGCUUCACAUCAAUUGGAAAGCGCAGACGCUUCCCGUCAUCAUCGGCGGGCUUCCUAGCAAGCGCAAAGCCGCUCAGUACCCUGAUGUCAAGGACUGGAAUAAUCUUCCGCAGCCCAGCCUAGAGAAGAUCGUGGCCGCCAGCCCCCGCGCGCAGAUUCGCCAAGGCAACUAUCGAACGCCCACUUUCCUGAUUCACGGCACAGCCGAUGAUUUGAUACCGUGGCAGCAGAGCCAGGGCACGUACGAAGCCUUGGUUGACAGAAACAUCGAGACCGAGUUAGUUCUAGUCGAAGGGGCUCCACAUAUCUGCGAUCUGAGCAGCGAUCCUAACUCCGAGGGUUGGAAAGCCACUCUGAAGGGAUACCAGUUCCUUAGCUCGUACGUGUUCUAGUUAAAUGAGAAAUGAUUGUGAGAGCGAGCUCGAAGAUAGGUGGACUUGGGAACAGUUUUGAAUAGAAUUUCAGAGGAAUAAUAUGAAUGAGUGCAUCUACCCACUUCGAUUUCUAGAUGGACUAUUAUGUGAAUGCAGAGCAAGCUUUUCAAGAUGUUACAGUCCAUGAGGUGUGUCAAUUUCAAGUUCACUGUAGAUUAUCUCAUCGCCCAUAGAUUUAAGAUCGCGGGGAUGUGGGGGGUUGCUGAUGGUACGUAGAGGUACGACUCUGUUGUUGACCCGUGAAUUUGAG